Messenger RNA from Plasmodium vinckei vinckei, 1830 nucleotides. Its product is annotated as conserved Plasmodium protein, unknown function. Lineage: Eukaryota; Apicomplexa; Aconoidasida; Haemosporida; Plasmodiidae. The coding region runs from base 1 to 1830 and encodes 609 amino acids. The record is from RefSeq and is a predicted model, not a curated record. The transcript has 2 exons.
AUGAAUUUUAAUAAAACAAAAUUAAAAAAUGAUCAGAAAUCGAUUAGUAAGAAUGAUAUACAAAUGAGUAACGAACAUGCUGCAUUAUGUGUUGUUGAAAAGCUUUGGAAUAUUUUUGAUAUCAAGUCUGAGAAUUUUAUUGAUCUGUUUAAUGAUAGUAUUUAUAAUGGGCUAACAAAAAAAGGAAAAAAUAAAUUUAAAAAAUAUAUUUUACCACAUUUAAAAUUAAAGGCUUAUAAUUUAGAAGCACUUAAACUUUUAGAUGAUGAAAAUAUUGGAAGUAGCAAAGAGGGGAUGAACAAAAAUAAUUUAAAAUAUAAUAUAGAUAAAUUAAAAAGGAUAGCAAAUGAAAAUGAUGUAUCUUUGCUAUUAAAUUUUAAUGAUACACAUUUAUUAAAUACAAAAAAAAAGGAAGGUAGAAUGUUAAUUAUUUCGAAAAAAACAUUUAUAAAUAUAAUAAAAGAAAAAAUUAAAACAGAGAAUAGAUUAUUAAAUCCGGAUAAUUAUAUUUUAGACACACUCUUAGAAAUUUCAAAAAAUAAAAAACAAUUUUUUAUAAAUAAAGAAAAGGGAAAAAUUAUGGACAAAUUUAAGUUAUAUAGAUAUUAUGAUUAUCCAUUCGAACAACGACUAAAUAAUGCACAUAGUAAGGUUGUAAAUUAUAUAAUUAAAAAAAAUUUCAAAAAAAAUGACAACAAUGGUGAUGAAGCAGGAAAUAUUUUAAAAAAAUUAGACUAUGAAGUAAUGGAAAAUGAAAAUAUGUUAAACAAAAUAAUCCAUGAAAGUAUACUACAAGUAUCAAAGAAAAAUAAAUCUAACUCUACUAAAGAUGAGACAAAUCAUAUUAAGAAUAAUUUUGGAAAUUGUAAUUUUUACAACAUUAAUCAUAAAAAAUUUAUGUAUCGAGAAACAUUACUCAAGAGAAAAGAAAAAAAAUGUAAUGAUCCUUUAUAUAUAUUAAAAAAAUUUUUAGAGAAAGACAGAAAUGAUUUAAAUUAUAAGCAAAAUACAAUUAUUCGUGAAUUACAAGAGUGUACUUUUCAGCCUAAUGUUUAUAAAUAUUUAAGUCGUGAAAAAAGUGAUAUGACACAAAAAAAAAGAAAAAAUAUAAUUGAAAAAAUUAAAAAAGAAGACCAAGUUAUAGAAAAUAUAUUUAGUGAUAAUACGGAUAGCAUUAUAGCAAAGGAAGUACAUGAGCAUAUUUUAAAACAAAAUGCAAAGAAAUAUUACAACACAACUAGUGAGGAUAUGAACUAUUUUAACUCCCAUUUUUUGGAAAACAGGAAUAAUUAUGGCAGAAUAGAUCGAAAGCAUGAGGAUCCUACACACCGAGUAUGCAGAAAUGCUAGAAGAACCGGAUUAAUCAAUUAUAAUAAUAAAAUAAAUUCAAGAAUGAUAAAAAUAAAUUAUGAAAAUAAUUGGAAUAAUGAAAUAAGAUUAAAUGGGCGAGGGUUAAACGCAAAAAUUAUACCUAAUUUUAAUCUAUACCAAAAAAUAAACAAUAUGAGCAUGGGUACAAAUAAUGAACAUUUAAGUGGCAAAAUGGUAGAAUAUCAAAAUUUUAAUCGAAAGAAACAAAUGACUAAUUCAACAUCAACUAAGAGUAACAAUAAUAAUGUGAAAAAAAUAAAUCCCAGAAUUAAAAAUGAUAUUUCUUAUAGUGUUGGUAAAAAUGAUUUUAUGAAAUCCGUUAUGUUUAAUAGUAUUAAUAUUAUUGAGCCCAAAACUCCCAAAAUUAUUGGAGUAGAAGAUAAUGAUGCAAAUUUAGAGAAAAUAGAAAAGCUACUUUUAUCUUUACCUAAUAAAUUUUAUUUUGCAAGCAUGUGCUAA